AUGAUGGGAAGAGAGCAUCUCAUUAACCUUUACCACCUCAAGAAUGAAGGUGUUGUCGUGGUCGCCAUAGCCGAUCCCCACUUGCCUUCCCAACACCAAGUCUUGAAUCUUGCAAACUCGUUCGAUUGGCCAGUUCAGGUCUUCUCCAGUCACAAGGCGCUGCUGGAUAGUGGGAUAUGUGAUGUGUUGGUUAUUUCAACUCCAAACAUGACUCACUUUGACAUAUUGAUGGAUAUUAUCAGUCACCCAAAACCGCACCAUGUCUUGGUGGAGAAGCCACUCUGCACAACUGUUACAGACUGCAAAAAGGUCAUAGAUGCUGCUGCAAAGAGACCAGAUGUUCUAGUACAAGUUGGGUUAGAAUACAGAUACAUGCCGCCUAUCGCUAAAUUGAUUGAUUUGGUGAAAGAUGGAGUUUUGGGACGAGUCAAGAUGGUUUCCAUUCGGGAACAUCGAUUCCCGUUUCUAGUCAAGGUUAACAAUUGGAAUCGGUUCAACUGUAACACCGGUGGUACACUUGUCGAAAAGUGCUGCCAUUUUUUUGAUCUAAUGAGGUUAUUUGCCGGUGCCAAUCCAGUCCGUGUCAUGGCAUCUGGCGGCAUUGUCAUAAAUCAUAAAGAUGAAAUAUAUGAUGGAAAGGCGCCUGAUAUAAUGGACAAUGCAUACGUCAUUGUUGAAUUCGAAAAUGGUGCUCGGGGUAUGCUUGAUCUUUGUAUGUUCGCUGAAGGCAGUAAAAAUGAACAGGAGAUAUCUGUUGUUGGUGACAUUGGGAAGGGUGAGGCAUUUGUACCAGAGAGCAUUGUUCGCUGGGGAACGCGCGUAGAAGGUCGAGAUGGCGUUAAAACACUGAAAGCUGAGGAUGUUCGCAUAAAAUACGAUGGACUGCAUCAUGGUUCUAGCUAUUUGGAACAUCUUCAAUUCUUGUUUGCAAUUAGAGCAAAUGGUGCUCAAGCUCCAGCUGUGAAUUUGAAAGAUGGACUGAUAUCGGUUGCAAUAGGAGUUGCUGCGCAACUGUCAAUAGAGAAGGGUCGAUUUGUAACAAUGGAUGAGGUCAUGUAG
Messenger RNA from Striga hermonthica, 1059 nucleotides. The record is from the annotation of a GenBank genome assembly. Lineage: Eukaryota; Viridiplantae; Streptophyta; Magnoliopsida; Lamiales; Orobanchaceae.